Molecule: messenger RNA, 1953 nt
Organism: Podarcis raffonei (Aeolian wall lizard)
Lineage: Eukaryota; Metazoa; Chordata; Lepidosauria; Squamata; Lacertidae
Product: zinc finger protein 501-like
Exons: 2
Coding region: 333-1706 (457 amino acids)
Biological process (GO): regulation of transcription by RNA polymerase II
Molecular function (GO): DNA-binding transcription factor activity, RNA polymerase II-specific; RNA polymerase II cis-regulatory region sequence-specific DNA binding
Source: RefSeq, a predicted model, not a curated record
UGCAGGAGCUUCCUGCAGCCAAUCGGAAGCCGUGCUUUGGUUUCCGAACAUUUUGGAAGUCAAACGGACUUCCGGAAUGGAUUCCCUUCGACUUCCAACGUACGACUGUAUAUAUUUAUCCUGCUCUUCAGCCAAAAAAGGAUCUCUGAGUAGCUUACAGAUCAAUGAAAACAAUCAGGCUUUCCCCCUCAGGUUUGCAGUCUUAAAAAUAUUAUUGAUCAUAUUUUAUAUUUAAACUGCCCUUCAGCUGAAGUUUCCAAGCCGGUGUCCAAAAAUCCCUUCAAAUCAUAAGUGAGGGAGAAGCACUUUUCACACCCUGCCUGUGGAUACUGAUGAGGGAAGGACAUUUUUUUAUUUUCCAGGGACCAGUGACUUUUGAGGAGGUGGCCCUCUAUUUCACUGAGGAGGAAUGGGCCCUGGUGCAGCCCAGCCAGAGGGCUCUGUACAGGGAGGUGAUGCUGGAGAUUCUUGGGAUGGUGACCACCUUAGCAGGUUACGUCUGGGAGAGUGAGAACGAGGGAGCAGAGUUGGGCGUGUCGUUGGAAACAGCCACGGGUCAGUACGGUGGGGAGAACUUGGAGGGUCAAGAUGGAGCAAAGAAGCAGGAGGAGAAACAAACUCAGACACAGGGGGAGAAAUCUGCCCCUUUCCAGUAUGGUGACAGCGCCCUAAAACAACACACAACGUGCAGAGGAAAGAAAAGGAUUAAGUGUGCCGAGUGUGGAAGAGCCUUCAGUUGCCAGUCAGCAUUUAAUCUGCACCAGAGAACUCACACGGGAGAAAAGCCUUACAAGUGCCCACAAUGCGGAAAGAGCUUCAACAGGCACGACAACCUUGCUUCGCAUCAGAGAAUUCACACCGGAGAGAAACCGUACGCCUGCUCAGUUUGUGGGAAAAGGUUCAGCCACAGUGCAAGCCUUACUUCUCAUCAGAGAAUCCACACAGGGGAGAAACCGUAUAAAUGCUUGGAGUGUGGCAAGAGCUUCAGCCGGUGCGACUCCCUUACUUCCCAUCAGAGAAUCCAUGCGGAGGAGAAACCGUAUAAAUGCGCCGUCUGCGGAAGGAGCUUCCGUCAGAGCGCAAGCCUCACUUGUCACCAGAGAAACCACACCGGGGAGAAGCCGUACAAAUGCCUGGAGUGCGGAAAGAGCUUCAGCUGGGAUAAGUCCCUUAUUGCACAUCAGAGAAUUCACACGGGGGAGAAACCGUACAAAUGCUUGGAGUGCGGAAAGAGAUUUAGGUGGAGCCGGCUUUUUACUGCACAUCAACGCAUUCAUGCUGGAGAGAAACUAUAUCCGUGUGCAGACUUCGACGAAAGCUUCUGCCAGAACGCAAAUCUUUCUUCCUAUCAAAGAAUCCAUCCGCUGGAAAAGCUGCGCAAGUGCUUCAUGUGCGGAAAGAGCUUGAGUCAGAACGACUCCCAGAUUUUGCAUCAAGGCUUACACCCGGGAGAGGAACUGUACAGUUGCUCAGAGUGUGACGAGAGUCUAUCUUGCAAAUCGUAUCUUGUUAACCGUCACAUAAUUAAUGCUGGCAAGAAACAGUACGAGUGCGGAGGAAGUUGCGGUGCGAGCUCAGACCUUGCUUUCCAUCGAAUGGUUCAUGCAAGGGAGAAAUUGUAUAAAUGUCUGGAGUGUGGGAAGAAGUUUGGCCGGAGCGACCACCUUCGUAGACAUCAGAUUAUCCACGCGAGGCAGGAGCAAUAGAUGUGCUCACGCGGGCGGAAAAUGUUUGCUUUUGGAGCUCGCUUCUCCACACAACUCCAUAGAUUGCUAGUUGGGGGAAUCUUGAGGAAUGUCUGAGCUGUGGGGAAAGUAUUGAUGGAGCUCACCUCUCCUUACUGAUAGAAGCCUCCAGAGGACAUGAGCAGAAUCAUACAAACGCAAGAGGAAUAGAAGAAGCUGUAUCAUACGGAAUCGGAUCUUUGGCCCGUUUAGCUCAUCAGUGCUGUCU